This is a messenger RNA of Phytophthora sojae, 1047 nucleotides long. RefSeq lists its product as hypothetical. NCBI's taxonomy places the organism in Eukaryota, Oomycota, Peronosporomycetes, Peronosporales, Peronosporaceae. The transcript is spliced from 5 exons. Bases 1 to 1047 code for a protein of 348 amino acids. The record is from RefSeq and is a predicted model, not a curated record.
AUGGGGGAAGUUUUCGGCUCGAUUGUGGGAACUGGCGUGGGAUUCUUCAGCAAGUUUGACGAUGAAAUGACGUGGAACGGCAAGUGGCUGCACCACCAAGACCUCGACUACCUCGAAAUGCGGAAGUGCGACAUCCCGGACGGAAUCAAGGAGACGAUGAAUGACGCCAACAGAAUGAGCCCAGAGCGACGUUUGAAGGACUUUGACUUCCCGGGGCCGGAUGAAUGCGGCGGCAUUGGAGCGCUUGUCCUCUUGCAGGUGCCAGACCAUAUCGUGCGCCAGUACCGCUUGAACAUGAUUGAGUCGAGUAGUACGUGUGGGGCUCGCUGGGACCAUGACGACAAUAUCUUCACAAGCUUCAAGGGCACGUCUGAGUCGCUCAAGGUGCCCAGUGCUUUAAGGCCGAGCGAGUAUUGGUCGCUGGAGCAACGUCCGUGGCGUGGUCUGAUACUGACGGAGGGCAGCGUUGAACCAGCGACGCCUUCACUCGCUGUUGCUGCAUGGGCAACCAAAAUGGUUGGCGGGGGUGGGCUCGCCAACGGGAGCGCAUGCGCCUCCGGGACCGAGCUGGUCGAACUCAUUCUGAAAUUCGCGGUGACUCACCACUCUCCAGCCCAAGCAAGACCCGCCCAGCGCAGGACUCGCGAUUCGAACAGCGUGCAAGCCGUCGGAGCACAUGGCGGACUCGCACGUGGUAGCAGCAGCGGCGUGAUGCUGCCUCGCUCGCUAUUUGCAGUGCUCGGCGUCUUAGCCGCGCUCGCGAGACUGAGCCGCAGGUAUCUGCAGAGUGCCACGGCUGUGGCACUUCGUGCUAGUGGCCGACAUGAUAAUGCCAAGAAGCUCGAGAAGAAGACCAAGGACGCCAUCAUGCUGCUGCUGUUCCUGCUUAUCCCGUUCGUCGGUAUCACGCCCAUGUGCUUCGACCUCGACACGGAGCCGAGCUGUGCAACUCCGACCGAGGACCAGGACGGACUGCAAGGCCACGGACGCCACGAUCGUGGUGUGCAUGACGUGCUCAAGGCGGUUUGUUUCGCAUGCAUUGAAUAG